AUGGUCGCAAGCAAGAUUGAUGGAACGGCCCUUGCCAAAUCCAUCCGAGAGAGGCUCAAGGCCGAGAUUGCUGAGAAGCAAUUGACAAACCCGCGUUAUCAGCCAUGCCUAAAAAUUAUCCAAGCUACCUAUGUGCGCAUGAAGCUGAAGGCUGCCGCUGAAGCCGGCAUAAGCUGCGAGUUGCUUCACUAUCCCGAGUCCAUCACGGAACCGGAGUUGCUUGACCAGAUUCACCGUCUAAACAACAAUCCCGAUGUUCACGGUAUCCUAAUCCAGCUUCCUGUUCCAGGCCACAUUCGUGAGUAUGCUGUCACCUCUGCGGUUUCCGACGAGAAGGAUGUCGACGGCUUCGGCACUUUCAACAUUGGUGAGCUCGCCAAGCGAGGCGGCAAGCCGUUCUUUGUUCCCUGCACUCCCAAGAGCGCCAUGGCUCUGCUCAAGGAGGCCGGAAUUGAUCCAAAGGGAAAGAACGCUACCGUCAUUGGUCGCAGCAAUAUCGUCGGUAGCCCAGUCAGCCAGCUCCUUACAAAUGCCGAUGCUACCGUGACCGUCUGUCACUCCAAGACGGCGAACAUCCAGGAGCAUCUCAAGAACGCCGAUAUUGUGGUUUCCGCUAUUGGCAAGCCGGAGUUCGUCAAGGGCGAGUGGCUAAAGCCCGGUGCUGUCGUCAUCGAUGUCGGCAUCAACUACGUCCCGGAUGCUAGCAAGAAGUCGGGCUAUAGACUGGUUGGUGACGUGCAUUUCGAGAGUGCCGCUCAGGUAGCCUCGCACAUAACACCCGUCCCUGGCGGUGUAGGUCCCAUGACCGUUGCCAUGCUUAUGCAAAACGUUGUCGACGCGACCAACCGGCACUUCGAUCAGCAGAAAGACAGGACGGUGACUCCCCUCCCUCUGAAGCUCCAGGACCCUGUCCCCUCCGAUAUUGAGGUCUCCCGAAGCCAAAUCCCCAAGCAGAUUACCAGCGUUGCUGUCGAAGCCGGCGUUGCAUCCCACGAACUCGAGCCUUAUGGUGCUUACAAGGCCAAGGUUGAUCUCAGCCUGCUGAAGCGACUCGAGCAUCGCCGAAACGGACGAUAUGUUGUCGUCACCGGCAUUACACCCACUCCUCUUGGUGAGGGCAAGUCCACCACGACAAUGGGCAUUGCGCAGGCCCUCGGCGCUCACCUAGGUCGCCUUACUUUUGCCAACGUUCGCCAGCCCAGCAUGGGCCCUACCUUCGGUAUCAAGGGUGGUGCGGCUGGUGGUGGCUACAGUCAAGUCAUCCCCAUGGACGAAUUCAACCUUCACCUGACUGGAGAUAUCCAUGCCAUUACCGCGGCCAACAACCUUUUGGCUGCUGCCAUCGAUACGCGCAUGUUCCACGAAAAUACCCAAAAGGACGCCGCGCUGUACCGCCGACUUGUGCCGGUCAAGGACGGAGUGAGGAAGUUCGCUCCCGUCAUGUUCCGCCGGCUCAAGAAGCUCGGUAUUGACAAGACCAAUCCCGAUGACUUGACUGAGGACGAAAUUCACCGAUUCGCCAGGCUCGAUAUCGACCCCGCCACCAUCACCUGGAGGCGUGUGCUCGACGUGAACGACCGUCUUCUGCGUGGAGUGACCAUUGGCACUGCACCUACCGAGAGGGGAUUCACUCGCGAAACCGGCUUCGAUAUCUCCGUCGCUAGCGAGUGCAUGGCCAUUCUGGCUCUCAGCACCGACUUGGCCGAUCUCAGGGAACGUCUUGGACGCAUGGUCGUCGCUAGCUCCAAGAGCGGCGAGCCGGUCACCUGCGACGACAUCGGAGCAGGCGGUGCGUUGACCGCCCUUAUGAAGGAUGCGAUUAAGCCGACGCUCAUGCAGACCCUGGAGGGCACUCCCGUCUUCGUGCACGCCGGUCCGUUCGCCAACAUCAGCAUCGGAGCCAGCUCCAUCAUUGCUGACAAGAUGGCACUGAAGCUCGCUGGUACGGAACCCGACGAAGACCACGCCAGCAACUCAGGCUUCGUCGUCACCGAAGCUGGUUUCGAUUUCACCAUGGGCGGAGAGCGUUUCUUCAACAUCAAGUGCAGAGCCUCUGGUCUCGUCCCUGAUGUUGUGGUCAUCGUGGCUACCAUCCGCGCUCUCAAGGUUCACGGAGGUGGUCCCCCGAUUGCUGCCGGUGCGCCUCUCGACCCCGUCUACAAGCAGGAGAAUGUCGAAGUUCUCCGUGCGGGAUGCUGCAAUCUCCGAAAGCACAUUGAGAAUGCCAAGUCCUAUGGUGUUCCCGUUGUCGUGGCUAUCAACAAGUUCUUCACCGACACGGAUGCCGAAAUCGCCGUGGUCCGUGAGGAAGCCAUUGCGGCGGGUGCGGAGGACGCUAUCCUGUCCAACCACUGGGCUCUGGGUGGCGAGGGUGCCAUCGACCUGGCCAAGGGCGUCAUUGCUGCUAGCGAGAAGCCCAAGGAUCUCAAGUUGCUCUACGACCUCGGCGGUACCGUUCAGGAGCGGAUCGAGGCCAUUGGCAAGAAGAUGUAUGGUGCCGAAAAGGUUGAGUUCAGUGAGCUUGCCCAACAGAAGGUCGAUACCUACACACGACAAGGUUUCGGUAACCUGCCGAUCUGCAUUGCGAAGACCCAGUACUCCCUUUCGCACGAUCCUGCACUCAAGGGAGCGCCUACGGGCUUCACGGUUCCUAUCCGUGAUGUCCGAAUGGCUGCGGGAGCUGGUUAUCUUUACGCUCUUGCUGCUGAUAUCCAGACCAUUCCUGGCUUGCCUACGGCUCCAGGCUAUCUCAACGUCGAUGUCAACGUCGAGACGGACGAAAUCGAGGGUCUGUUCUAA
Messenger RNA from Scedosporium apiospermum, 2799 nucleotides. Its product is annotated as C-1-tetrahydrofolate synthase, cytoplasmic. The record is from RefSeq and is a predicted model, not a curated record. Lineage: Eukaryota; Fungi; Ascomycota; Sordariomycetes; Microascales; Microascaceae. Gene Ontology annotation, molecular function: methylenetetrahydrofolate dehydrogenase (NADP+) activity; formate-tetrahydrofolate ligase activity; methenyltetrahydrofolate cyclohydrolase activity. The transcript has 4 exons. Gene Ontology annotation, cellular component: cytosol. The coding region runs from base 1 to 2799 and encodes 932 amino acids. Gene Ontology annotation, biological process: tetrahydrofolate interconversion.